Racocetra fulgida is the source of this 182-nucleotide messenger RNA. The record is from the annotation of a GenBank genome assembly. Lineage: Eukaryota; Fungi; Glomeromycota; Glomeromycetes; Diversisporales; Gigasporaceae.
UUGCCCUCAAACACCUUAUCCACAAGAUGAUUAUCCACAGGAUAAUUUAGAAAAACGUUUUCAUAAAAAACAAAAACAGAAAAAACAGAAAAAACCAAAACAUGAAGAACAUAAAACUGUUCCUUGUAAAACUGCUACUUGUACCCUUACAAAAACUGCAUGCGUUACUCCAACGCCUAUAU